Molecule: messenger RNA, 720 nt
Organism: Lachancea meyersii CBS 8951
Lineage: Eukaryota; Fungi; Ascomycota; Saccharomycetes; Saccharomycetales; Saccharomycetaceae
Source: the annotation of a GenBank genome assembly
AUGGGACCUCGUAGUAACAGACAGAUCCUUACACAGGGGAAGAAUUAUGUGGCAAAACAGGCGAAGAAAUAUGGUGCCGAUGAGGUGAAUUUCGACAAAGACUCCAGGCUGAACUAUCUGACCGGCUUCCACAAGCGAAAACUAGAGAGACAGAAGAAAGCACAGGAGUUCAACAAAGAGCAGGCAAGGCAGAUGAAAGUGGAAGAGCGUAAGAAAAUGAGGGAGCAACGUAAAAAGGAUGCGGAAGAACAGAUGCGAAAGUUUAAGGAAACCAUGAAGGAAGUCGGCGACUACGUGGGGUCGGACGACGAAUUUACCAGCGACAAAAAAGAGCAGGGCCAGGCGAGUGACCAAGAAGAAGACCAGGACGCCGAAACGCCCUGGGAUGGGUUUUCAGACAACGAUGACAGUGGUUCAAAGUCAGAGCACCACGUGAAGCCUAUUCUUAAGAAAACUCAAGAGCACUAUGAGGACGACACGCAAGUGGACAUCGAGCCUCUAGAACCGAACGAGAACUUCGCGUAUCUGGCAUCGCGGAACAACGUCAAGCUCGAAAAGUCUGCCGAAGUGUUGGACGAGAGCAUUGAGCGUGCUGCCAAAUACGCAAAGUUCCUUGGAAUGGAUGACAAGCCUAAGAAGAAGAAGAAGUUCAGGUACUUGACCAAGUCUGAGAGAAGACAAAACCAGAAAAAAGCGAAUAUGAACAAGCGCAGAAAAUAG